AGAGAAGAGACAGGUCUACAUUUGGCCCCUUUUCCAAUCCUCUUUUCCUCUCAGGAAACACAUCCUGUUGCUGGCUGACUUUGGCUGCCAGUCUGUUUGUUGCACAUGGGAGAGAGGACUUUAGCACACGCCCCCUGGUCUUCAGACAAAAGAAUCCAGCAUGCUGUGACGUCUAGAACAGUUUUUUUUUUUUUUUUUUUUAAGACACUCGCAAAUAGAAUCAUGGUUUUUAAAGUGAUCCUGGAGGAGGGGACAACUAGUAUAGAGCUCUCAGCAUCUGCACACUGAUGCCUCGGACCGUAACGAAAAGCAGCUCUCCCACAUUUCAACUCUGACCUAAAGCGUUUGCAGAGUGCAAGAGAGAGAAAGAGAGAGAGAGAGAGCAGUUGGCAGGAGACAGAGAGAAGCAGCAGGAGGUGGACCAGAGGACUUCUUGUUCCAGUCAGACAGUGGAGACGCUCCAAAUCAAGAGGGUUGAAGUUAGUCUAAGCAAAGUCUUUAGCAAGUCAGUUCCUAGCAACACUGUCCAAAGAAUCUUUGUAUUUUUUUAUUUACUAUUUUAAAAAAUGAUUUAAUACUACUUUGGGAAAAAAGAAACUAGACCAAAAGGCUCCACAAAAAGAGUAGCAAGAAAAGAAAAAGUUUAAGUUUAAACACAGGCAAACUAAAGCUGGGUUGAGAUCCAGGAGUCAAGCUGCAGCCAGAGGAAGCCAGUGGGAUGGACCCAGGUGCCAGUUGGAUCAAUCCCCAAGUACCUGCACUGCUGUCUGAGGAGGAGGGCUGAGAAUCUGCUGCCACGACAACCAACCCCUGAAUGAGGAUGAAUGGAGAUGUUCUUUAGGUAAAGCAACACUCCUACUAAAUCGUCUGAGUGAGCUGCAGAAGAACCGAGGUCACAGCUGGACGUGGAGGAGGUCGUGGAGGGGAGUCAGGGGGCCCUGAGCACCGCCGGCGACUCUGGCCCAGAGGACAGAAGUGAGCGGUACACUGAGGAGGGACAUCACGGAGGGGAAGAGGUGGCAGGCGUCAGGCGACGCAUGGCCGUCCAGAGGCUGGUUGCGGCAGCAGUGUUGGUGGCACUGCUGUCCUUAGUCCUAAACAACAUUGCAGCCUUCACCCCAAGCUGGGUCCUUCAAGCUCUGGAGGACGGACGCAAGAGGAAUGUGGGACUAUGGAAAAUGUGCCCCGUCGGGGGCCGUGAUGACCUCCAGGGUGCAAGUCAAAGGCAGUGUCAGAGCCUCGGAUGGGGGUCCGAUUAUGCAGGCUACCAAGAAUCCCACAGCACUGUUAAAUUGCAGUUUAACAUGAUGCGAGCGUGCAACCUGAUAGCGACCGUGGCGCUGACUGUUGGUCAGCUGAUCUUCCUUCUCGGCCUGAUGGAGCUGCCCUUUAUUACACAGGAGUCCCAGUGGUGGGAGGAAGCCAUCGCUGCGCUCUUCCAACUAGCUAGUUUUGUGCUGGUGAUUGGUCUAGUUACCUUCUACAGGAUCGGGCCCUACACACACCUUUCCUACUCUUGCUACGUGAACAUUGCAGCCUGCCUCCUGGCCACAAUGGCAGCAGCCAUGCUCAUCUGGAACAUUUUACACCGACGAGAUGACUGCCUAGCUCCACGGGUUAUAAUCUUCCCUCCUUCGCUGGCAUCACAUUUUCAUCCACGUUUAGACAACGACUAUGUAGAGUCACCAUGCUGAGUCGCGACUAAUGGACCAGAGCGUGUUCUCCAUAGCUCCUGUUAUACUUUGGCUAGAUGUCUGUGAUGGGACUCUAAAGACUACAUGCAUCCCUGUGGCUCCACAGAGGCUGGAUACUUGUUCUUACAGCAAAUGGUUUCUUCUGCUCCCAUCCCUUUAAAUAUAACCGAAUUAUUGCUGCUUAAAGCACAAGCACAUAUUUAUCCCAAAAUACCGCGAAGCAGCCCUAAAACAUACAUUCAUACCGUAUGUCAUUAAAAUCACCCUAAGGUGAGCUAAAUGGUUGCUAACAUGGAAACCUGGGUGUGGACUGCUUUCAAUGCAUCUUUGUAAAGAGAUCAAGCUGGAACUUGACAUAUUUUUAUAAAACGCACUUAUUGAAUGCUCCCUGACAGAAUUUAGAAUUGGGAAUGAUAAUACCAGAUUACCUCAUACUUGUCUCCAUCCAUUAAAGUGUCUUAUAAUGUAAACACAUAUUGUUACUAUUAGCAUAUCUUCAAGGUAAGGUGGUAAACUAACAAGGUGCUGAUGUAAAGCAAGUUUUUAACUGUGCUUUUCUAUAUCAAUAACAGUUCUAAACAGAAACUAAGAGCUAUUGUUUUGAUCUUAGUAAGCAAAAAAGCUAAAUUAGAUCAUAUCGGUAAAAGCAAAGGAUGAAACAGGAUUUAUUCCAGUCACUGACACAUGGAGAGAAAACAUUGACUGUGAAUUCAUUUGGAUUUUUAAAAAGAAAAAAAAGACUGAAUAUUACAUUUAUUUGAUAUAUCGCUUUCCUUAUCAAAUUCUGCUUGCUUGUGGUACAUACUAUACACCUUAAAUUAAGAGACUAGAACAGCGCUACCAUUAGACAUGGGAGAUUGGGACCAAUAUUUAAGUUAUGUAUGAGUCCAACAGGGUAGCAAGCAAAGAGGCACAUCAACUAAAUACUAUUGUAAAUUCAAUAAAUAUAUUUCUAAAUAUAUGAACUCGUUGGCUACUGUUGUUCUUAUUGUUGACAUUAUUACUACGUAAAGCUGAUAAAAGGGCAAUUAAAGCAUUAGGGAUAAAGUUUAACAACAUACCCCACAUUUAUUAUGUCCACUGAUAGAC
Molecule: messenger RNA, 2783 nt
Organism: Cyprinodon variegatus (sheepshead minnow)
Lineage: Eukaryota; Metazoa; Chordata; Actinopteri; Cyprinodontiformes; Cyprinodontidae
Gene: tmem204
Product: transmembrane protein 204
Exons: 3
Coding region: 1038-1694 (218 amino acids)
Source: RefSeq, a predicted model, not a curated record